This is a messenger RNA of Paramecium tetraurelia, 483 nucleotides long. RefSeq lists its product as uncharacterized. The record is from RefSeq and is a predicted model, not a curated record. NCBI's taxonomy places the organism in Eukaryota, Ciliophora, Oligohymenophorea, Peniculida, Parameciidae. The transcript is spliced from 2 exons.
AUGUUCUUGUGUCCUCUUGGUAAAUAUGGCUUGCAUUUACUGAAGAAUUUAAUUGGAAAUACAAAAAUGAUUUAAUCUAUUCCACUUACUCUUGAUUAGAUUUAUGGAGUUAAUUUUAAGAGAGUUCCCAUUUUUUUCGGGGAAAUGGAAGGAACCAAUCCCUUGCCAAUUAAUGAGACGGAUGAAGAUUUGUAUUCAGAAAAAAAUUCAAGUGAACAAUUAAAAAGAUCGUUGCCGCCAUUACAGAAAGUGGAUAUAAGGGUCUUUGGAGAGAAAUAGAGGAGACGAUAGAAUGUCCACAAGUCUCCCAUAGUUUCAACUCAAUUGGAAUAGCAUAUAGGGUUUAGAAAUUCAUUUUAUAGGAAUAACAAAAUCAAUUUGGCAUCUAGACAGAGGAUAGAGGAGAUUAAAAAUAGAGAGAUGGGUUUAUACACGAAAUAUGCUCAACGAUUCAAUGUGCCAAAAUCUUAGAUAUGGAAUUGA